Molecule: messenger RNA, 291 nt
Organism: Sclerotinia sclerotiorum 1980 UF-70
Lineage: Eukaryota; Fungi; Ascomycota; Leotiomycetes; Helotiales; Sclerotiniaceae
Exons: 3
Coding region: 1-291 (96 amino acids)
Source: RefSeq, a predicted model, not a curated record
AUGGCAUUUUGGGAAUGGUUUUAUGCCUUGGAUGUGUUAAAAUGGUGCAUCGUAUCGAAUUUCUUGGAUACGGAGUAUUGUCCGAAAAAAGAAGUAGAGAUUGGAGUAUCGAUGAAUGGUUGGUUAAUUGAAGAAUGGUGGCACGGAAAAUGCUCCAGAAGAAGAAACCAAACUUCAUAUAUUAUACCGGUACAUUUGACCAUUGCCAGCCCUUCUCCGCAUUAUCAAAGAGGCCCAUGGAUGAGAGGAUGGCUUAAAGAGAUAAAGGAUUGGGCAAAAUUCCAAGGUUAA